This is a messenger RNA of Aethalodelphis obliquidens (Pacific white-sided dolphin), 2140 nucleotides long. It is a transcript of the gene ZNF334, whose product is annotated as zinc finger protein 334. Gene Ontology annotation, biological process: regulation of DNA-templated transcription. The record is from RefSeq and is a predicted model, not a curated record. Lineage: Eukaryota; Metazoa; Chordata; Mammalia; Artiodactyla; Delphinidae.
AUGCUGGAGAACAACCGCAUCUCGAGUAUCAACGUUAGCAAACCAGAUGUGAUCUUCAGACUGGAGCAAGGAGAAGAACCAUGGACAGUAGAGGAAUUCUCAAGUCAGAACUACUCAGAUGAGUGAUAACUAACUGAUGAUGCCUUAAAGGAGGACAAGGAAAUCCAAGGCAAACAUUUGAGGCAAAUUGUAUUCUUCUGCAAUAAAACACUGAUUACAGAGAGAGCUACUGUAUUUGGGAAAACAUUUAAUCUGGGCAUGAAUAUUGUUCCCUCAAGAAAAACACCCUACAGAUAUCCAUGUGGAAACAAUUUAAAAACUAAUUCAGAAGUAAUCGUUGCAAAGAAAAGCUACUUUAAAAAGGUUCCUGAUGAAUACAGUAGAUGUGGGAAAACGCAACUCGUUUCUAAGCAAGAGAAAAGUCGUUCUGGAAUGAAACAAUACAAAUAUAAUCCAGUUAGGAAAGCCAGAAGUCAAAAUGAAGAUUUGAUUCUGCACCAGAACAUUCAGGCUUUGAAGCGACCUUUUGGCUAUGGAAAAUGUGGGAAAAACUUCAAGAGGGCAGUCCUCUUCACAUAGAAGAGGAUACAUUCUGAAAGGAAACCAAGUUAAUGUAAUGAAUGUAGGAAAACCUUUUCUAAGAAGUCCACCCUCAUUGUACAGAGAUUUCAUACAGGGGAGAAACCCUAUGUUCGUAAUGACUGUAGGAAAACUUUCCGUGUAAAGACGAACCUUACUCGACACCAAAGAAUUCAUACUGGAGGUCGACCCUAUGAAUGAAGCGAAUGUGGAAAAACCUUCACUGACAAAUUGGCCCUCGUUGUGCAUCAGAAGAUUCAAGGGGAGAAAUCCUAUGAGUGUCAUGAAUGUGGGAAGACCUUUUUUGGGAAGUCAGUCCUCACUGAACAUUUCAGGUCACACGCGGGAGAAACUUACGAAUGCAAAGAAUGUGGGAACACCUUCAACAAAUCUUACCUCGCUGUUCAUCAGCAAACUCACAGAGGAGAGAAACCAAAUGAAUGUGGGAAAACCUUCUGUCAUUCAGCCCUCAAUGUGCAUCAGAGAUCUCACACAGGAGAGAAACCCUAUGAAUGCAGUCAGUGUGGAAAAAAUUUGUGUACUAAAGCAGCCCUCACGGCACAUUAGAUAACUCAUAGAGGAGAGAAAUCUUACCUAUGUAACAAAUGUGGGAAAUUUUUCUGCCAUAAGUCAACACUCACUAUACAUCACAGAACUCACACUAGAGAGAAACGCAGUGUGUUUAAUAAAUGUGGUAGAACAUUCACUGUGACGUCAAACCACAGUGAAUAUAAGAGAGUGCACACAAAGGGGAAUCUUUAUGAGUGCAACGGACGUGGACACGCCAUCAACAAAAACUCACACAUCAAGCAUCAGAGAACUAUAUGGGAGAGACCAUAUGAAUGUAGCGAGUAUGGGAGAGGCUACUGCCGGAAGUCGGCCCUCACUCGCCAUCAGAGGACACACACAGGAGAGAGACCCUAUGAGUGUAAUGAAUGUGGGAAAACCUUCCACCAGAAGUUCUCCCUUGUUCAACACCAGCGAACUCACACUGGGUAGAAGCCGUAUGAAUGUGCUGAACGUGGGAAAUCCUGCCAUAAGUCAGCCUUCAGAGUACAUCGGAGAAUUCAUAUGGGAGAGAAACCCUAGGAAUGUAACAAGUGUGGGGAAGCCUACCAUCGGCUGUGGACUCUCACUGAACAUCAGAAAAUACACACAGAGAAACCCUAUGAGUGUCACGGAUGUGAGAAAACAUUUUGCCACAAAUCAAACUUCCUGCUACAUCAGAAAACUCAAAAGGAAUGAGCUCCGAGAAGGCGGUGAUCAACAAAGGAACAAAUCAAGUAAUUUACACAAUGCUAAAACUCUGUGGAUAGGCAUAGAGGAGUGAAUUGUAUAAACACAAUUAAUGUGAGAAAACUUUCAGCCAUAAAUCAAACCUCAUUAUCACAUCAGAAAACUCACACAGGAGAAUAAAAUAGAGUGUGUUUAAUAAGUGUGUUGUAACAUUCACUAGGCACCAUGAAAACGUUCAACAAUUCAAACAUUAUGCCACGUGUGCCUCCCUUUUAAAAUAAUGAAAGAGAUGAUGUUUAAGUUAAUCUGUUCCUUUCCACAUUGU